Molecule: messenger RNA, 2028 nt
Organism: Cryptomeria japonica (Japanese cedar)
Lineage: Eukaryota; Viridiplantae; Streptophyta; Pinopsida; Cupressales; Cupressaceae
Product: sesquiterpene synthase Cad-like
Exons: 10
Coding region: 81-1889 (602 amino acids)
Biological process (GO): gibberellin biosynthetic process
Cellular component (GO): chloroplast
Molecular function (GO): magnesium ion binding; terpene synthase activity
Source: RefSeq, a predicted model, not a curated record
GGUGAAGUUUCUUUCCCAUAAUUCGCUCUGAGUUGAGUCUCUUAGUGUCAGUAGUGAUAUAUCAGGUGUUCCCUUCCCUAAUGGAUGAAGUAGGUCUCCAUGAAAGUUCAUAUGCCUAUGCCCAUUGCAAAGACAAUAAUACAGAGCAUCCAGUCAAUCGAAGGGUAGCAGAAUUUCAUCCAAACGUGUGGGAGUACGACUUCCUUCAGUCCCUUUCAUCGCCAUAUGGGGCGCCUUCGUACUGCGAGAGAGUUAACACCUUAAUUGAGGAGAUUAAGAUGGAUAUAUUUGAUGGUCUCGUUGGCGAUGGAGAAAUGAAUCCAUCUCCUUGUGACCUACUUGAAAGGUUCUUCGUUGUUGAUAUUCUGCAGAGGCUGGGAAUUGACCGCCAUUUUCAAAAAGAAAUAAAAGCAGUUCUAGAUUAUACCUACAAAUAUUGGAAUGAUGAAAAGGGCAUCUCUUGGGGGAGAGAAAAUCUUAUUGUUGAUCUCAACACUACUGCUUUGGGAUUCCAAAUUCUUCGUCUCAAUGGAUAUUUUGUGUCUCCAGAUGUUUUUCAGAACUUCCAAGAUGAAAUGGGACAAUUCAUUUAUCUUGAGAGCUCUAAAGAAGAUGAAUCCAAAUUAAGAAGUCUAUCGAGUUUAUAUCGAGCUUCAGAGAUUUGUUUUCCAGAGGAGAAUAUCUUGAAACAAGCCAAAAUGUUUGCUUCUACGUGCCUAGGAAAAGCAAUUCAAGAAAGCCAAGAGUUAAUGAACAAAAGUCAACUUCUAGUAGAGGUUGAAUAUGUUAUGAAGAACCCAUGGAAGUGUAGAGUCCCUAGAUGGGAGGCAUUGAACUAUAUCAAAAUAUUUAGACAAGACAUUGAUGCUUCAAUGUGCAUGAAGGGAGUUUAUGAAAUGUCAAGUGACAAAAGGAAAAAGAUUUUGGAAUUGGCAAUACUAGAUUUUAAUAUUUUGCAAAAUCAACACCAUAAUGAGCUCAAAACUUUAUCCAAAUGGUGGAAUGACACAAAAGUAAAGGAACUAAGUUUCUUCAGGCAACGACAUGUGGAGUUCUAUUUUUUGUAUACAUGUGGACUUUAUGAGAAAGAACUCUCUGCAAUUAGGCUUUGCUUUGCUAAAGUGGGUACACUCAUUACUCUUCUUGAUGACAUUUUUGACACUUAUGGAACCAUCGAUGAGCUUGUACCUUUUGCAUCAGCUUUGAUCAAGUGGGACAUGUCAAUGAUGAAUCAACUUCCAGAAUAUAUGAAAACAUGUUUCCAAUUUGCCCACGAAACAUACAUGGAAAUAGCUAUUGAGGCAGAGAAGAUACAUGGUCCACAUGUGCAAAAGUGGAUGCAUGAUAAUUGGAAGACUACUAUUCAGGCACAACUUCAAGAUGCUGAAUGGAUCGCUAAAAAUUAUCAUCCAAGUUUGACUGAAUAUUUAAAGAGUUCUGUACCAUCUACAACAGUUCCAGUGCUAUCAUUAUUUCCCAUGCUUUUAAUUGACACAUUUUUUAAUGAUGAUAUUAUUAAAAAUAUGAAUAAGUUCCAAAAUUGUGUUGCAUGGGGAUGUCGACUAGUUGAUGACUCCAAAGAUUUUCAGGAUGAGAAAGAGCAUGGAGAGAAUGCAUCAUGGAUAGAGUGUUAUAUGAAGGACAAUCCCGGAACAACAAGGGAGCAAGCUUUAGAUCAUAUCAAUAUGCUUAUUGAGUUAAAUUUUGAAGAAUUGGUGAAAUGCCAUAUAUUCUAUGAGUAUGACAUACCAACUACUUGCAAGAGAUUAUAUUUUGAUAUGUAUAGGUCAGUAGCUUUCAUUUGGAGGGAUAUUGAUGGAUUUUCAAAAUCUAGCAAGGGUAUCAAGGAUGACAUAAUGAAAAUUCUUGUUGAACCUAUAUAUUUUUAGAGUAUAAGUGGGAAAAAAUAAUAGAUUUGUUUAGUACCAUAGAUAUGUCUGUAUUUUGUAUUAUAUGGAUGAAAAAUAUUUGAGAGAUAUAAGUUUUACGAUUGUAAAGGAAUGUGACAAUUAUGUAAUCAUUAAGAUA